AUGCUCUGUCUCCACUCUCCAGGUAACAACGGGUUCAAGGUCCAGGUGGUGGCGCUCCGCUGGGUCCGAACAAACAUCGCCGCCUUCGGGGGCGACCCGACCAGCGUUACCAUCGCUGGUUGUAGCGCCGGCUCUCUCAGUGUACUGCUUCAUAUGGUGUCGCCGACGUCUAAAGGUCUAUUUCACCGUGCAGUAUCAAUGAGCGGGUCUCCGAUCAGCAAGUCUCCUCUAUCGAGCGAUCUAUAUCAUCUCGCCGUUAAACAAGCUCAGCUCCUCGACGGUCCGACUAACAACUCCAAAAUUAUUAUUGACUGUUUGAAGACUAAACCCUGGAGAGAACUUGGAACUUCAGUUCUUGGUUUCUAUGAAUUUACUUUUGAUCCAGUACGUAUUUGUUAUCCUGUCGUUGAAAAAGACUUCGGUCAAGAACGCUUGUUAGACAUGCAGACGACGGAUGAUACCCGCGAAAACAAGUUCCACGCUGUCCCGUACAUCGCGAGCCAGACAGCGGGAGAGUUCUUCUGGAUGGCAUUUAGUUUUGACCUCAACCCUCGCGGAGACUCCAACCACUCCUCAGACCUGCACUGGCCACCAGCCAGCCCCGGACGACGCACAUACUUACGAAUAGACCACCAACUGUCCCUUCACGAGAAUUUAAAAGAAGAUCGAAUGAAUAUCUGGGAGGAACUGUACCCCUUGGAGUACUGA
Molecule: messenger RNA, 708 nt
Organism: Danaus chrysippus (African queen)
Lineage: Eukaryota; Metazoa; Arthropoda; Insecta; Lepidoptera; Nymphalidae
Source: the annotation of a GenBank genome assembly